Colletotrichum siamense is the source of this 1638-nucleotide messenger RNA. RefSeq lists its product as uncharacterized. The transcript has 3 exons. The coding region runs from base 1 to 1638 and encodes 545 amino acids. NCBI's taxonomy places the organism in Eukaryota, Fungi, Ascomycota, Sordariomycetes, Glomerellales, Glomerellaceae. The record is from RefSeq and is a predicted model, not a curated record.
AUGGCCGGCCGCGCUGAACGCUGGGACCGCGACCGCUUCAUGUACGAGCGGGAGCGUGACCGCAACUACGGAGACGACCGCCGCUUUUUCGAUGAACGCAGCCGCUUUGAGGAGCGCGACGACUACAGAGAUUACCCGCCCCCUCGCCGUGGCAGGGAACACUCCGAUGAGCGUUACGACCGUAGCGAACGUGGAUCCCGCCGCGGCGGCUACGACGAGGAAAUCGUUCGGGACCGCCGUUACUAUGAAGAGGAUCGUUACGCUCCUGGACCCCCUGGACCUGGACCUCGCCGUGGUGAGCCUUUUGAUCGCGAAUUCGAUCGUCGCCUGCACCUUGAAAGAGAGCGCCGUAGCCCUUCUCCCGUCCGCCGCCCGACCAUGGUCCGCCGUCAAUCAUCCCUCGACACUUACGACCGCAAACCCCUCCCUCGCUUCUGGGAGGAGCGCCGUGAGGAGUAUCCGGUUCCUGUCCGCAGAGAAGACAUCCGCCGCGAGGACUACAGGGCGCCGCCUUACGUCCCCAUCCCGCUGCCCCGCAGCCGUCAGCUCGCUUCUGCGCCUUCCCAGCGCUACGAGGAAAUCCAGAUUGCCGAGCCAGGCUUUUACGGCGAUGAGGAAUACAGGGACAUGCCCGAGCGAGUGAAGGAGCGCGAGGUCGUACGGUCGCGCAGACGCAGAGACCGCAGCAGAGAGUCCAAGGUCUCGAGAUCCACCAGGACAAAGUCGCACAGAAGCAGCUCCAGGUCCAGCAGCACCUCAAGCAGGUCGACCAGCACCAGCGGUGCCACAACCAUCCGCAGCGAGUACCCGAAGAAGGGCAAGACUCGUAUCCCUGCCCGCCUCGUUUCCAAGAGGGCCCUCAUCGACUUGGGAUACCCCUACCUCGAGGAGGGUAACACCGUCAUCGUUCUCAAGGCCCUCGGCCAGGACAACAUCGAUGAGCUCCUCAAGUUGAGUGAGGAGUACAAGCAGAGUGAGAUGGAAAUUGCCGCAGCUCGCUCUUCUGCCGGCAGAAUCGAGGAGCGCCACGAGGAAAUCUACACCAUUCCCCCACCCGUGGCCGCGCUCCCGCCGCCUCCGCCCGCCUCUGUCCACGCUCCUCCCCCACCACCCCCCGUUGUAGUAGCACCUAGCGCGCCUCCCACGGUGAUCGCUGCUCCAGCACCGCCGCCGCCGGCCCCCGUGGUUGUUGAAGCGCCGCCGCCACCACCCCCAGCCCCCGUCGAGGAGGUUUAUGAGAGAAAGAAGACAACGAUCGUUCGUGACGUCUCGCCUGCCCGCUCGUACACUACGACGACCUCAGGCACGACCGGCACCGUCUACGAGCGCCGCGAAAUCAGUGAGGAAAUCCCCAUCGGACCCAUGGCCAUCGCCGAGCGCCGGCGCAGCCGCUCCCGCUCUCGCUCCCGUAAGAACAUCCGCAGCGAGAUCAAGGCCCUCGAGGCCGAGCUGCACGCACGCAAACACGGCCGCGCUCACUCCCACGGCCGCGAGCUCGUCCGCGCGGAGCAGAUGCCCGACGGAGCCGUCGUGCUCUUCGAGGAGAAGGUCGAGAAGGUGGAGGAGCCGCGACGCGGGGUGCGGAUUGAGAAGGACAAGAAAGGUAGGAUGGCCAUCAGCGUACCAAAGUACUACUAA